GGCUGCUAAAUAGUAAAUGCCUAAAUCCAAACGUAUGGGAGCUAAACGCAUAGAGUAUUACUCUAUGGCUUAACGUAAUAUGUAUAUCUCAAUCCGUGAUCUCAAUCAACCAAAUCAACCAUCACUAUAAUAUGUAUUAAUAUUACAUGUAUGAAAUAUCGUUUUUCAGUACUUCAGUAGUCUGUAGGUACUUACGUCUCACAACAUGCUUGAGACUUCAGGUUUAAGUGUACAAUAAUUAAUGUCGUUUCCUGUUAAAAAGUACAAACCGAGAUGGCUUUAUUUUUAUUCAUCGUGCCAUCAAUUAUGAAACGCAUUAUCAUAAGCGUUUAGUUUUUACGCAGGUUCAAUAUAUGUGUGUGCUAGGUAAACAUAGUAUGAAUACAUCAAUUUUAAAAUGAAAGAUAAAAAACUGAAGGGUCUUCGAAUUGAUCCAACGUUAUAUCGAUCCAGUGUAUGGCGGCUUGCGGCUUACAGUCGAAUGUCUAUUGUGAUUUUACAGUACAUCUUCAAUGCUCUGAUUCCAGAUCACCAAGCUCAGGGAGUGUUCAUAUCGCCGGGCCUUCGUGACAGUGAUGAUACCAGUAUUGGCCGUUCUGUAACUGCUAUCCUAGGUGGUUUCCUCCGUUGGGAUGCUCAAUAUUUUCAUCACAUCUAUCGAUAUGGUUAUACUUAUGAAAAUACAUUGGCUUUUUUUCCGCUAUAUCCCAAUGUUUUACGGCUGUUAACUGCAAUCUUUCCUGGUCAUUCAAACACCAUGUUUCUUAUUGCGGGAGUCAUCUUCAAUAAUUUAAUUUUUGUUUUCACUGCAUUGGUGUUAUUCAAUUUGACUUUACGCAUACAUAAUAAUGUAGAAAUGGCAUAUAAUUCAACAGUCCUGUUUUGUUUUAAUCCCGCUAGUGUUUUCUUCUCUGCUCCUUAUUCAGAAUCACUGUUUGUAUUUACAACAUUUUAUGGUAUGUAUCAUACUGCAUGUGAAAAUAUUUGGAAGUCUUCACUAUUAUUCGGUUUAUCUGUGUUGAAUAGAUCCAAUGGUUUACUGAAUGUCGGUUUUCUAUUAUAUUAUAUGAUUCAAUCAGCCGUCAAGAAAAGAAAAAUAUCAUUCAAAUGUCUUAUUGGUAUAUGUUUUGUUUUUGCAUGUUUCAGUCUGUUCCAAAUGUAUGGGUAUUAUAAAUUCUGUACUCUGGAAGAACACACAUUAGAUCCCGAAGUUAUUGACUAUGCAAUUACAAAUAACCUAAUAACACCAAACAACAUUAGUAUUCCAUUGUGGUGUGGAGUACGUUUACCAUACUCUUACGUUCAAGAAAAAUAUUGGAAAAAUAUUGGUCUCUUAAGUUAUUUCCAAUUUAAACAGAUUCCAAAUUUUUUGUUAGCUUCACCUUGUAUUUUUCUGCUGUUAAAAUUCGGUUUGGAAUAUUUUUGUAACAAUAAUAUAAUUUAUUUAGGUCUUAGAAAUCAAGAUAAACCAGAUUUUGUAUAUGUUGUCCAUUCAACGUUCUUAACUAUUUUUUGUUUAUUUUGUAUACAUGUUCAAGUGACCACUAGAAUGUUAGCGUCUUCAAGUCCAGUAUUUUAUUGGGCUUGUGCAAAUUAUUUCAAGUUUCCACUACAUUUCAAUAAAAUUACUUACAACCGUAUAAUGUAUGAUUCUAAAUCGAAAUUGGUGGCUUUGUACUUUUUUACAUAUUUUAUUGUCGGCACAGCACUUUUUGUGAACUUUUUACCAUUUACUUAGUUCACAAAUGUUGAUAAAAAAUUAUUUUAAAUUUAACCAUCAACUAUAAUUUUUAAGUAUAAUAUUGUUUAUGAAGAAAAAUUUUAAAAGAUAUAUUAUAUGACCAAAAAAGU
This is a messenger RNA of Rhopalosiphum maidis (corn leaf aphid), 1851 nucleotides long. Its product is annotated as GPI mannosyltransferase 2-like. Lineage: Eukaryota; Metazoa; Arthropoda; Insecta; Hemiptera; Aphididae. The transcript has 2 exons. Gene Ontology annotation, biological process: GPI anchor biosynthetic process. Bases 398 to 1738 code for a protein of 446 amino acids. Gene Ontology annotation, cellular component: endoplasmic reticulum membrane; mannosyltransferase complex. Gene Ontology annotation, molecular function: GPI mannosyltransferase activity; alpha-1,6-mannosyltransferase activity. The record is from RefSeq and is a predicted model, not a curated record.